Acanthoscelides obtectus is the source of this 241-nucleotide messenger RNA. The record is from the annotation of a GenBank genome assembly. Lineage: Eukaryota; Metazoa; Arthropoda; Insecta; Coleoptera; Chrysomelidae.
UCUUCAGACGAUUACUUGCCCAGUCAUUCAUCACCAGAUGAAGAAAGCUAAAAGAUUAUCUAUCAAAUCGAAGAAAUCUAAUGAUAGUCUUCAGAUGAACAACCCAGUACUGACAUUAUCCGCCAGUGAAUUUGCAACAGCUGUAAAUUCCUCGAGGUCCAAUAUAAUUCAUCCUAGUACAGAUAGUGAAACUGACGAUUCUUGGCAGGAAAUAAAUCCUAUAAAAAAGACUAAAAGGUAA